AUGAACCCACCUGGACAUCCCCGUCCUAUUGAGGACUUCCCGCUUGCCGACGCGGAGCCUCUCCCCCACACCUCCCGCGAGGCGUAUAUUGAGCUGGCCAAGCUGAUCGCACUGCCAUGCCCGGAGAAGCUCCCCACGAGCAACAUCACUGCCAAAACGCAGAAGCUGGCGCAUGAGCUUCUGUACAACCUCGGCAUCUCUGCCAAGAUUGUCGAGAUGUCGCGCAAGGCGCUCGAGGUGACCUGGCCACCCAUCCCCGGCGCCGACUACGAAAAGCUCAGAGCCGGCAACAAUACAUGCACUGCUACUCCUGGCGAGUACUCACACUUCGACGACGAAGAGAUGCGCAGGAUCUUCGCCGGGAUGGAGACCAGGCAGGAGCGCCUCCCCACCGCGGCGCUCGCGCUGGUGAGCAGCGCGUACCAGAGCUCCAGCCUGACUGCGCCGACCAUCGACGACCCGGACGCGCGCCGCUUCAUCGACCUCGACACCUACAAAUCCUUCCUCCACUCGUGUCUCGAGGCCCUCAAAGACCUCAAGGACGAUAUCCACAACCUCGAAGUCGCCACGAAUGCGCUGCAUGUCGAGAAUCAGCGGCGCAAGGGCAUCCAAGUCGAGUCUGAGGGAGCAGAACACCCUCGCGACUGCCCAGACUGUGUGCCGGCUCUCGCAGCACCAGCUGCCGGAGGCGAUGCGUGGAGUCAGAACCACCCGAAGCUUGCGGAAGAUAAGCUGGAGGGCAACGUCUACCGGGCCGUGGCCAAGGGUCUUGCGAACAAGGAUAUUAUGGACGAAUACGCGAAGGUAGCGGAGAACAUGAAGGCCGCGAAGGCCGCGAAGGCCACGAGCGCCAGGGCCAAGGACACUGUUGACCACGACGAGGUCGCACAUGACGCACAGCCAGAAGCCCCUCCUGCCACUGGCUUUUGCCGGUUUGGCCUUGGUAAUUUCCCUCCCAGACUGACCUAG
Molecule: messenger RNA, 969 nt
Organism: Microdochium trichocladiopsis
Lineage: Eukaryota; Fungi; Ascomycota; Sordariomycetes; Xylariales; Microdochiaceae
Exons: 1
Coding region: 1-969 (322 amino acids)
Source: RefSeq, a predicted model, not a curated record